AUGGACAAAGUUGAGAGAGAUUCUCAUUCUCAUUCUCAUUAUUAUUGUUACUAUUAUUCCUCUUCACCAUCAUCCACUUCUUCCCCUCAAAGCCAACAACUCUCACCGAAUUCUCCAUCAGCUAUUCAUUCAUCAUCACACCAUGCACAAGCACAAGCAACAACGUCGUCAGUGAUGAGUUCUCACAAGAGGAAAGCGGGGAGAAAGAAGUUUCGAGAGACACGUCACCCUGUGUAUCGAGGGAUUCGUCAAAGAAACGGUAACAAGUGGGUGUGUGAAGUUCGUGAACCCAACAAGAAGUCAAGGAUAUGGCUUGGGACAUACCCUACGCCAGAACUUGCUGCUAGGGCACAUGACGUGGCUGUCCUAGCACUUAAGGGCACCUCGGCCAUAUUCAACUUCCCUGACUCAGUUUCUCUUCUUCCAGUUGCAAAGUCUUCUUCUGCUGAAGAUAUAAGAUUGGCUGCAUCAAAAGUUUCAAAGGUUUUUGCUCCUUCUUCCUUGUGCAGUUCAUCAUCUUCGAGGGUUGAGAGUCUUGAGACUACUAAGCCUUGUUUGGUUGAUGAAAUUGUUAAGAGUAGGAAUGAUAAUGAUGAGUCUAAUGAAUCCGCGUUUUUUGAUGAAGAGGCAGUGUAUAACAUGCCGAGUUUGUUGGAUAGUAUGGCAGAGGGUCUUCUCAUUACACCACCGUCUAUGAUGAGAGGAUUUGAUUGGGACCAGGUUGAUUGUGAAACCGAUCUCACUCUCUGGACAGAUUAA
Molecule: messenger RNA, 759 nt
Organism: Cajanus cajan (pigeon pea)
Lineage: Eukaryota; Viridiplantae; Streptophyta; Magnoliopsida; Fabales; Fabaceae
Product: dehydration-responsive element-binding protein 1B
Biological process (GO): regulation of DNA-templated transcription
Molecular function (GO): DNA-binding transcription factor activity; DNA binding
Source: RefSeq, a predicted model, not a curated record